GAUCCUAAGUGUCUGUGUCCACAGUCAACCUUCGUCUUGCUAUCUGAUUCAAGCUCUGAACCAAAGAAAAUUCUUUUCUCUAUUGUACCCUCAUCGACAUCUCCUUACGCUGAUUCAAUAGCAGCUGGGUCGUGAACAAGAGCUGAAACACGUUCAAGCUCAAGGCUACUGGUUUUGUCAUACUCUAUUCUAUUUUUUUUGACUCUCGAGUUACUGGCUUUCCUUUCGAGCAGACUAAGAAGAAGCCCACGGAGCGGUAGCAGCUACGACUUCUUCCUUCUGUUCUGGGCCCAAGUCCAAUAGCAACGGAUUCUGUAUCAGCAAACCAUAUUUAACCGGGUGUUCCCUCUUUGUUCUAGCUUUCUAAAUAAGUCAGAUCGGUGCGGGAAAAACUCCUAAAUCAGUCAAUCCGGAAGUUCCUGCCUUCCCCAGAGUUCUUCCUUAUAAGAGGGUUGGCACAAAAGCAGCAGAUAUUGAAACUAAUAGCAAAGAAGGCUAGGCUCCUCGAACCAGAUUCUAUUAUAUCUUCUACCGUAAUUCGCUAAUCUCGAUGAAAGGUAACUACAUAAGGCAGCUUUCCUCGCUCUGUCUUCUCUACGAUUUACGAGUACUUACUUGUGCACGGAAUCAAACAAGAGGAGGUUGCCUGAUGGGACGUCGGCCUUUGCUAAGGACUUUGCCGAGUUGGGUUCUAUUAAUAAGGAAAUUGCCAGGUAAGAUGCUGACUUUGCCGGGGCCCCUCUCUUCUAGUAGCCGCCCCUCCUCCAAGAAUGGGAGCCCACCAAGAAGGUGACUGAGUCCAGAUCCUUCCUUGGGUUCCUUGGUUCACCUGUGUCGCUUUGGCUUAAACCAGGGAAAAAGCUAUCAAAAGGGCA
Messenger RNA from Rubroshorea leprosula, 875 nucleotides. The record is from the annotation of a GenBank genome assembly. NCBI's taxonomy places the organism in Eukaryota, Viridiplantae, Streptophyta, Magnoliopsida, Malvales, Dipterocarpaceae.